Molecule: messenger RNA, 3313 nt
Organism: Tuber melanosporum (Perigord truffle)
Lineage: Eukaryota; Fungi; Ascomycota; Pezizomycetes; Pezizales; Tuberaceae
Exons: 6
Coding region: 1-3192 (1063 amino acids)
Cellular component (GO): nucleus
Source: RefSeq, a predicted model, not a curated record
AUGGCCAAGAAACACUCAUCGAAAUCAAAAGCGGAGACACCGGCCGCACCUCCCACAACUUCUGAGAUGUCUGUGUUUUCAGCGGAUGCAUUGAGCAAACUCACGGAGCGCAUACAAUUAGGAUUCGAUGAUACAAAAAGGUCCAAGAAAGGCGACAAUAAGAAUUUCGGAAAACAGAGAGAGGCUGCGAAUAGAGGAAAGAGGGAUCAAGGCGCCACCGAGCCUACAAAUGGGAACCUGAAGAAGACGUACGAAAAGAGGCCACAUGAACAAUUCAAAAAACUUGAGCAGCGGAAAGCGGAGCCAGCGGAGAUUCCCAAUGUCCCCAGAGGAAAGAAGCGAGCUCGAGACUCAGACAUCCCGAAACUAGCGCAAGCCGGAAAACCCAACCCAAAGCCUCCUCAGCCGGCAAGUAAAACCAAAGACGGCCUUCCUAGGAAGCCGGGGAAAAAGGGAGGAAUUGACAAAGAGCGCUUGUUGAAAGAAAUAAUUGAGCUUGGCGGUACUCAGGAGGACCUUGAUCUUGUUGAUGGGAUAGACUCUGAUGAGGAUGAGGAAGAAGUUGUCUUCACUGAGUCCGGCAAAUCCGGCAAGCGGCUACAAAAAGAACUACAGGGCUUUCUUAAGGAAAUUGGGUUGGGGGCCGGAAAGUUUUCAACUGCGGAGGAUGGGUAUGAGGACGAAGAUGAGGAAUGGGUCGACGAGGAUAGUGGUGAGGGGGGUGAAGAUGCCGAAACCGAGGACGAGAGCGAAGAUGGAGGUAUGGAUGAUGCUGAAGAGGAACCAAGGGUACCUGCUCCUACUGUUAAACCUUUGGAGACUAAACCGGAUCCAAAGCUAAAGGGUAGUAAAUUGAGCCUAUAUUUUCUGUGCUUUGUGCUGAUUUUUCGCCCCAAGAAAGUGGCACCUCGCCCUGACUGGCAUGCCUAUAAAUUACCCCCCCUAGCUUCCCCAAAGGCGGCGCCAAAAGCAGCAACUAUUAGAUCCCUUCAUGAACACGCAAAGUCACUUCUACAGACCGAGAAUGCCGUUUACUCAGCCACUCAUCUCACCAAAUCCUCCGAUCGCCAGUUUUUAAGCACGAUUAUGACAUCAGGAACACUCUCAGACAAGAUAUCUGCACUAACUUUGAUAUGUCAAGAGUCCCCUCUCCAUACCAUUAAGUCGCUCGAGACUCUUCUAGGCUUAGCUCGCAAAAAGUCUCGUAGCCAGGCUGUAUCUUCAAUGGCCGCGAUUAAAGAUUUAUUCGGUCCUGGAUCAGUUUUGCCCGGGAAUAGGAAAUUAAGAUUCUUUUCAAAACAGCCCGAAAUAGGAGCUAGGGAGGCAACUGAAGAGCAUCUAAUCCUCUGGGCUUACGAGGACUGGCUCAAGAACUUUUAUUUUGAGGCUUUGACAACCCUUGAGGGACUUUGCACCGACCCGUUGGUGUUCCCAAGGAUAAAUGCGGUUGGAUUCAUUCACUCACUUUUGAGUUCUAAGCCCGAGCAAGAGGCCAACCUGCUUAGGCUAUUAGUUAAUAAAUUGGGUGAUUCUGACAAAAAAGUUGCCUCCAAAGUUUCAUAUUUGCUGCUCCAAUUGCAGACGACCCACCCUGCUAUGAGAAUUAUUAUUGUUAACGCUAUUGAAUCGGAGGUUUUAUUUCGCCCCGGAAAUGGACUUAAUGCCAAAUAUUACGCCGUAAUCACCCUUAACCAAACAAUUCUGUCGACUAGAGACAACCAUGAAGCUGCGAACAAACUCCUUGGGGUAGAGGAAAAGAGCAAGCAAUUCCUAUCAGAUCUGAUCGCAAAAUUAUUAUCUGCAAUACUGACUGGUGUAAACCGUGCAUUCCCAUUCUCCCAAGUGGACAACGAUGUGUUCGAGAAACACGUAGAUACGCUGUUCAAGAUUACGCAUUCUGGAAACUUCAAUACUAGUAUCCAGGCUAUGAUGUUGAUUUUCCAGGUUUCAAAUAGCAAACAGGCUGUUUCGGAUAGAUUUUAUAGGACACUUUAUGAGUCGCUUUUGGACCAGCGACUUGUAGAUUCUUCAAAACAGGCCAUGUAUUUGAAUCUGCUAUUUAGGGCACUCAAAGCGGAUGCCCAGGUAAAACGUGUUAAGGCGUUCGUGAAGCGAUUGAUUCAGAUUGCUGCAACGUUCCACCAACCUCCUUUCAUCUGCGGCGUUCUGUAUCUGCUCAAUGAGCUAUGCGAUAGUGUACCCUCUAGCCGCUCUCUGCUAGAAGAACCCGAGCAGCUAGAAGAUGAUGAAGAUGAGGUUUUCAAGGAUGUUCCUGAAGAAGGAGAAGAGCAAGCAGAAGAUACCACAAAAGAAUCUCCAGUAAAACACGUGGAAUACGAUGGAAGGAGAAGGGAUCCAUUGUUUACAAAUGCCGACAGGACUUGUCUUUGGGAACUGAUGCCCCUUCUCCGUUGCUACCACCCCUCAGUAGCCCUAUUCGCCGCCAGCUUCCUAGAGCACAAGCCCAUGCCCAGCAAACCCGACUUAGGCAUGCACACCCUAGCACACUUCCUUGACCGCUUCGUCUACAGGAACGCAAAGGCAACCCCCACCCAGAACCGCGGCCCCUCAAUCAUGCAACCUCUCGGUGGCGGUGACACGAGAGGUGUAAUCCUCUCUACCCGGGGCGUCAGCAAAUCUCAAAUCCCCGUCAACUCAGAAGCCUUCUGGAAGCGUAAGGUCGAGGACGUGGACGUCAACGAGGUAUUCUUCCACAAAUACUUCAACCAGAUCGCGCCAAAAAAGCCUGCUGCCGAGAGGAAAGCGAAGAAGGCUAGGGGGAGUGAAGAGGGCGAAGGUGACGUGGAGGUUUCCGAAGAUGAGAGUGAAAUUUGGAAGGCUAUGGUGCAUAGUCGGCCGGAUAUCGAAGAGGGGGAUGCAGACUUUGAUGACGAAGAUAGCACCGCGGAAUUGUCUGAUAUCUCGGAUGAUGGCGAUGAGGGAAUGCCAGAUCUUGUGGAGGAUGAAGAUGAUGUCUGGGGAGGUGAAGAUGAAGAUGAAGACGAAGACGACGAGAAGCAAGCACCGCAGAACUUCCAAAAAGCGUUGAAAGCAGAGUUGAAAACCGCGACAGGGAGGUACGAAGAGGAGGAUGCGGCGGUGGAAGGAGAGAAUAAGAAGAAGAGGCGCAAGUUGAAGCACUUGCCGACGUUUGCAAGUGCUGAGGACUAUGCUCAUAUGCUCGAUGAUUGAGACUAGUGUUAUGGGGCGAGUGGGUGGUGUCAAUAGGGGACACUUGUAUUAUAUUAGCCAUUUGUGAGAUAGGCUGAGGACAAAAGCAUUUGUUAAAUAUUAAAAUUCGAUUGGCAAGUAA